Molecule: messenger RNA, 588 nt
Organism: Pristis pectinata (smalltooth sawfish)
Lineage: Eukaryota; Metazoa; Chordata; Chondrichthyes; Rhinopristiformes; Pristidae
Gene: ier3ip1
Product: immediate early response 3 interacting protein 1
Exons: 3
Coding region: 59-307 (82 amino acids)
Biological process (GO): endoplasmic reticulum to Golgi vesicle-mediated transport
Cellular component (GO): Golgi membrane; endoplasmic reticulum membrane; COPII-coated ER to Golgi transport vesicle
Source: RefSeq, a predicted model, not a curated record
GGCUGGCGGUACUUUCUGCCUGGUGCGUCUUCCCGUUCUUGGUGCUGGCGCCGUCACCAUGGCGUUCACACUGUACUCACUGCUGCAGGCCGCGCUGCUGUGUGUGAACGCUGUCGCCGUGCUGCAUGAGGAGCGCUUCCUCAACAAGAUUGGCUGGGGGGCAGACCAGAGUGUCGGUGGCUUUGGAGAAGAACCAGGGAUUAAAUCACAACUCGUAAAUCUGAUCCGAUCUGUACGCAUGGUGAUGAGAUUGCCAUUAAUAGUGGUGAAUUCCAUAACAAUUGUACUCUUGCUACUAUUUGGAUGAAAGAUUGAAAAGGGUGUCUACACUUUAUUCUUCGGUGCUGGGAUGAAGCAAGGAUUUCCACAAGAAUGGAGAGUUGCAAAGUUUCCUGCUGCUUAACUCCAUAAUCUCAAAGAUUCCAUGAAAUAUAUGCAAGCAAACUCAUUACAUUACUUCCCACAUUGUUUUGUACACAUCACCAAAAAAAUAAAGACAUGAAUGACAAAAAUGACUUGUCAACAUGCUGUGCAAACUAAACUAUGGACUGUUACAAAUUGUUUGAAAUUAAAGCCAUUUGCAGUUCA